GGUCAUUAGAAAUUGCAUUCGUUCCUGGUGCUGCAAAGACAAAGUAUUUGGUUACACGGAGUGCCGGAAUAUGACCUUCACCUUGGCCGCAGAGGCUCUGGUUGGUUUCCGGGUUCAGCCCAAGGAGUAUCCCGAGCUCCUGGGGGUGUUUGAAGUCUUCGCCAACAACCUAUUCUGUCUUCCCCUUCUGUGCCCGGGGAUGGGGCUAGCCAAGGUGGGUGUUUGCACAGCAUCUGUCUUAGGUUAUAGAUGUCAUGAGAUAUAGAUUUUAAAAAAAAAGAAUUUAACAGAGGCCUUUUAGGGAAACCGCUCGGGUUUGUCUGUAACUAGACUUUCAACACCUAUUAUGCGGAAAGGUACACAGCCGCUUCCCAGGCCAGGGUAUGUAAGAUUAUACUUCAAAAGCUUUUUAAAAAAUAAUAAAUCGCCUUCAAACUGCCCAAUGGUACCUGCAGCAAGUUUUCUGCUGUUUAUCGAUUUCUCAUGUUACUGCAAUCUCAUUUCUCUUUGAAUCCUACAUGUUUCUACUCCAGAAACUCCCACUUAAUUACUUUCCACACGGCGUCCCUCUAAAUGUUAUUAAUUAUAUAUACCGGUAGCGACUUCAUUUAUUUAUUUUUUUUUUUAAUUUCCAUAGGGUAUGUCAGCACGUAAACUACUUUUAAAGAAGAUCCAGGAAUGUCUGGAGAGUAAGAAGCGGGACGCCGCCGCAAACCAGUCUCUCCUGAACUCGGGCGAAGGUGAAGACGCACUCUCCAGGCUGAUGAAAGCCAGUGGCGAGGACGCUCUCACCGACAGCGAGCUGAAAGACCUCAGUUUGGAGUUGCUGUUUGCUGGACACGCCACGACGGCCAGUGCUGCUACCUCGCUUGUGAUUAAGCUCCAUGAACACAGGUGGCUGUUUGAGUGAACAUUAAAAUAUCCUGUGUAACUUUAAAACUAAGAUAAUUAAAUUACACGCCUUUAUACCUAAUAGAAAUAUUUUAACAUGGGAAUCAAUGUUUGUUUUUUUUUUUGUUUUUUGUUCAGUGAUGUCCUUGAAAAAGUUCUCAGAGAACUUGAUGGGUUUGGACUCGUGGCUGGAGAACAAAGGGACCUGACCCUGGCUCAGCUGAGGCAACUGGAGUACACAGGGGCGGUAAUCAAGGAGGUUCUGCGUUUAUUGCCCCCAAUCGGGGGUGGCUUUAGGAAAGUGAUCAAGACAUUUGAAUUGAAUGUAAGUGUCUGGUUUAUCGCUUGACGGCCAUUGUUUGGACCUCGUGAUAUGAUGAUAGCGGUGUGCACAUUUGUAGGUAUCGUUAAAAGUAAAUGUGUUGAAGUGGACAGUUUAGAUUCGUGAUUUCAUGCCUAAGAAUAAUAAUAAAGACUAUUUGAAAAUCACGCUUCAUCCCCAAAGGCUCGAAGCGCAGUAUAUACCACUUUGAACUAAUUGAAGUACACAAUGUAACAUUACAAAACUACAUACGAGAAUACCCAUUCUAAGUCUUUCAUACCUUGCAACCAUAAACAACACAGGCCAAUAUACAUCUAGAAGAUAAUAGCUAGAUAGACAACAGCAGUUGUUUGCGAAAUAGUCUUCAGUUUUGAGAGACUCCAGUGUCUGGCUAUUUCUGAGAGCGAUAGGAAGGGUUGAUUGAUGGAAGUGGGUUGGGGGAAUCCAGCAAGGAUGUCCAGUCAUUAGGGUAAAAGCUGUCACGCUGACCUCUAGCAUCUGUUAUGCUGGCUUUCAUAUCAUUUAUUCCCCCACCCCAUUUUUUUCUCCCAAAACAUCAUAAACAUUCAAAUUUUCCCCCGUUUCAUCAUUAGCUUGAAGUAUAAACACUUUUUUAAAUGAAUCACUUUGAAUUUUUAAUCGAUUACUUUAAUACACCGUCCAUGUGAUCAUUUGCACACAUUUUUUUUUUUUUAUUUCUAGGGCUAUCAGAUUCCAGAAGGAUGGACAGUGGCCUACAGCAUUCGGGAGACGCACCAGACCAGCCCGAUGUUCCCCAACAACCAGCAGUUCAACCCCGACCGUUGGCUGGCGAAGGGAGACGAUGAGAAGUUCCAUUACCUGCCCUUUGGCGGUGGUCCCAGGAUGUGUGUUGGCAGGGAGUUCGCCCUUCUUGCACUGCGCGUGUUCGUGGUGGAGCUAGUCCGUUCCAGCACGUGGAGCUUGAUGAACGGCGAGUGCCGAAUGAGUUAUCUGCCCGUGCCACAUCCUGUUGACGGCCUUCCGGUUCGAUUCACUGAACGAGAUCUGACCAAAAGACAAGAAGCUGCUGCUAUUUAGAAAUAAUGUCAUUGUUCAUAUUAUGAAAAUGACUUUUGCCAUAUAGUUAUUUUUUUUAUUUUUUAAAUUUUACAGCUUUAUGCCAACGUGCCAAAAAUCAUUUCUUCUUGACAACACCUAAAUCAUUAUUUGAAAGUAUUUUUUUAAUGACAUAGACCUACCAGUGUGUCAUUUAUCCAUUACCCUAGCAAAGAGGACGUGACCAUUGACCGGCACGCGGGCUCUACAAUGGGACAAAGCUGUAGGCUCAAAUAUUUAUUUGAAAUGCCACAGUUUCAUGUAACCAGCAAAUUCAGAAUAUUCUAUUUGCCGCAAAUAUUCCCCUUGCCUCAAAUAUUCCCCUUGCCUCAAAUAUUCCCUUUGCUAAUGAUCAGCUUAUUUUUAACCAAUUAAAUCUCAGAUAACUUUGUAAGGUACGCAUAUGUGCUACAAUCCUCCCGUACUCAGUGAUCACUGAGAAAAACUUUAAUUACACUAAAAUGAUUCAAUUGGUCCUAGUCUAAGACACAAUAAAAAUCACAUCAACUUGUUAGAAUGUUUUACAUAUAAUAUGUAUAUAUACUCUAUAGUUUUGGCUUACAUUCAUUGGGUGGAACAAGAAAAAACAACACAAUUUAUAAGCUAACCAAAAGUAUGUCUUAAUUUGUAUAUAGCAAGCAUUGCAAUUUUUUUUUCUCCUUAUAAGGCAC
Molecule: messenger RNA, 2961 nt
Organism: Lymnaea stagnalis (great pond snail)
Lineage: Eukaryota; Metazoa; Mollusca; Gastropoda; Lymnaeidae
Source: the annotation of a GenBank genome assembly